AAGAAAAGUAUUUUCGCUGAACACAACUUUUUCCAACGAAAUGUUUGUUAAAUUUCUACUUGGUUUUGUUGUGAUCAUAAAUUUAACAGUAGAAAUAGCAGCUUUAACAGAACUACCAUCUCAUUUUCCGAGAUGCCGCAGAUCUGAUCCGAAGAUGGAAGAAUGUCUUAUAAAUGCCACAGAAUACGUUCGACCUUACGUUAGGGAGGGUAUUCCAGAUUUUCUUCCGCCAAUCAAGGAAUUCAUCGUGCCAGAGGUGACGAUUGAUCAAAAGGGAAGCAGAGCUUACAACUUUAAAGUCCAUAUCACUAACAUGUCGAUAUUUGGUAUGGACCAAUAUAAGUUCAAGAGAUACGUGUUUCAUCCUGAUAAACCAAUGUUCUCAUUUAUAGACGUAGACCUUCCUCAAAUGUCUAUAAAUGGAACAUACGAUCUGAAAGGGAACCUGUUCUUUGCUACUCUUAAUGGCCAUGGCAUUAUUUUUGCUAACAUAAGUGAUUCAAAUUGUAAAUGUAAUUACACCUUAGAAGAAAGACUGAAAAAUGGAGUUUCAUAUGUACACGCAUCCAAAAUUUCUGCCAAAAUGCGUAUUGGUAAUAUUACUGACUAUGGACUUACAGGUCUUUUUAAAGAGUCUAAAGAAUUAGAAUUUCUAACUAAUGAUAUUUUCAAGAAGAACGUCAACGCUCUGGUAGAUGAAAUUACUCCAGCAAUAGAAAGCGUGGUAACCGUGUUUUUGGAUAAAAUUAUCGCACAAGGCAUUGAGAAAAUACCAUACGACAAGGUUUAUCCUAAGUAGUACAGCUGUAAAC
Molecule: messenger RNA, 812 nt
Organism: Psylliodes chrysocephalus
Lineage: Eukaryota; Metazoa; Arthropoda; Insecta; Coleoptera; Chrysomelidae
Source: the annotation of a GenBank genome assembly